This is a messenger RNA of Colletotrichum lupini, 1338 nucleotides long. RefSeq lists its product as uncharacterized. The record is from RefSeq and is a predicted model, not a curated record. The coding region runs from base 1 to 1338 and encodes 445 amino acids. Lineage: Eukaryota; Fungi; Ascomycota; Sordariomycetes; Glomerellales; Glomerellaceae. The transcript is spliced from 10 exons.
AUGAAGCGUCAAGGCUCAUGCUACCUACCCGACAUCAUGUUCAUCCAGCAAUUACAGGCGAUCAACAGGCGACAGGCGACGUCGAGAGAAAAGGAGUGUUUCCCGCGGUCCCCAUGCCGCUAUGCCGCUCUUGCCCCGUGCACCGGGGGCGCACAGAGCACCUGGGGCGAAAAUCACUGCAGAGCAAGACUUAAUCGAAUUGAAAAAGUGGACGGCCGAGGGAAAAGCCAGGGGUGGCAAGACACGGGGGAGUUGAUCAGUGAUGCCGUGAUCUUCCAAUUUUGGUGGGCAAAUGGCUUUGAAGAGUGGCCUAUGAGUGGACAGAAAAUCAUGAUCUUGGGGAUCCACAGAGAAGAAAAGAUGAGCAGGUGGCGAUUGGACCAAUACGAGGACACCAUUCUCCGAACGAAGAGGUACCAAUGGAAGGAGAGAAGCUGCACUCCAGUUCUUGUUUCCCCCGUAUUUCCUUUUUCCAGGUUUCCCUCAAGAAAGGCACAUGGCCAGGGCCAGGGUCAGGCUCUAACCGGCUUUGCCUACCCAAAUGAUGCCACGCUUGUCCAUUGGUCUGUAGCGGAUAGGUUGAAGGAGACGAGGGAAGACGAGGAGAAGCCUGGAGAAUUCAUCAAUACUCCCUUGCUACGGAGUAGAUUGGAGGGCAUUUCAGAAAGGGGGAGUAGCACAGCCUGUGAAGCUUGUCGGCCUGUCUGGCGAUGGAAGAGAUGGAUUGAAGGUGGUGAGAUGCUGAUGGACGUUCAAGGCAAGAGGCGCAGCAUCCGUGUUAAGCGUAAAUCAGGCACGCUAAAUGGUAGUCGAGGCAAGCGCUUGCCUCCUGGUGUCCUGUCCUGGUUUGACUUCCCGUGCAUUCCCACUGCUCCCGCCCUACCCAUCCCUUCCCGCAAAUUAAUUCUCGCGGCCUGGGCUUUCAACCUACUCUUCCCUUCCAUACGCACUCAUCUCGUCCGCUACGGUCUUCACUCGUUCUUGACCUACGCUUCUCGUUGUAAUUACUACAUACUACCAUCGCUUAAUACUCUCUCCUACACCUUCCUCCUGUUGAAGCAAACUUUCGUUGCGCCCCCCAAGACAAACCUUUUCCCAUUCUCUAUCCCGGGAUCCCCAGAUUAUCAGCCAAACUCUGUUUUUAAUCUUCCGAACAUCAGCAACUUCCAUAUCGAUUUCGAUCUCGACCCGGUCAUUCGGACGAGCCUUGUACGACCACUUUCCGCCCUUGUCACAGACGGAUACACAAGUCAUCAGACACCCGAAUUCCUCCCCGCCGCGGCAGUAAACACGCCGGCAUCAUCCCACCGUCACCCGCGGGCGGCGAAAGUCCAAUAG